Molecule: messenger RNA, 3933 nt
Organism: Penaeus indicus
Lineage: Eukaryota; Metazoa; Arthropoda; Malacostraca; Decapoda; Penaeidae
Gene: Surf4
Product: surfeit locus protein 4 homolog
Exons: 5
Coding region: 490-1302 (270 amino acids)
Biological process (GO): Golgi organization
Cellular component (GO): endoplasmic reticulum-Golgi intermediate compartment; membrane; endoplasmic reticulum
Source: RefSeq, a predicted model, not a curated record
GGACGUCUAACGUGGCAGACAAGCGAAUGGCUGCGGCGUUACCACCACUUUUAUCUCGCAACGACCACUUGUUGAAUGGCUUCUCCGCAACGACCAUUAAGUCCGAACAAAGCCCAGAUCGAGAGUAAAAUUUAGAGGCCCCGAGAGCCAGCUAGGAAGCCCGCCCUGCCAAGUCCAGAGGGAAAUUAGUCGAAAUCAGGUCCCCGACGCGGCGGACGCUCACCCGAACCCCUUUGGAAAGGCGCUGAGUUGGAAGGGGAAAAUCACCCCGCAAUUCGCCCUCGCCCUCCGCCCCCUCAGGACAGGUCUACUGUGCACCUCUGCCACGCCCGCCGAGCCCUUCGUCGAGGAGAGUGCGAGAGAAUCCCCGGGAACAAGGGCUGAAGACCCCGAAAUAAGCGAGUUGAGAGGGACUUUUGGGGCGCCGUCGAAAGGGGACUCACACGCCGGAGGACCGUCGAGGAGGACGCAGCAGCAGCCGCUCGCGCAAUGCAGAACCAAAAUGAACUCCUGGGAAGAGCGGAGGACUUUGCAGACCAGUUCCUGCGAUACAGUAAGAACUAUUUGCCGCACAUAGCCAGAUUAUGUUUGGUGAGCACCUUCCUUGAGGAUGGCCUGCGUAUGUGGUGGCAGUGGCACGAGCAGCGGGAGUACAUGGAUAUUUCGUGGGGCUGCGGGUACUUCAUUGCCACACUGUUUGUGGUGAUCAACCUGGUGGGGCAGCUUGGGGGCGUGUUCAUGGUGCUUUUCCGCAAGAAGGUCGAGGUCGCAUGUGGACUCCUGCUCUUCAUUGUGGUCCUGCAGACCAUCGCGUACCAGAUCUUGUGGGAUAUGCAGUUCCUGUUCCGCAACCUAGCCCUGGUGGGAGGCCUGGCGCUGGUGCUUGCCGAGAGUAAAAAGGAAGCGAGGUCUAUCUUCGCAGGUGUCCCCUCAUUGGGAGAGAACAAGCCCAAGACGUACCUCAUGCUGGGUGGCAGAAUCCUUCUAGUAUUCAUGUUCCUCACACUCGUCAGAUUCGAGUUCUCCGUGAUGCAGAUAUUCCAGAUUGUGAUUGGCGGUCUGCUGAUGGCCCUGGUGGCCGUUGGAUACAAGACCAAGCUGAGCGCCUUCCUGCUUGUGCUGUGGCUCAACGUCUUCAACAUUUACGUGAACGCGUGGUGGUCUAUUCCUGCGUACAAGCCCAUGAGAGAUUUCCUCAAGUAUGAUUUCUUCCAGACGCUGUCGGUCAUCGGCGGUCUGCUAAUGCUGAUUUCGCUUGGCCCGGGAGGCGUGAGCAUGGACGAACACAAGAAGCAGUGGUAGAUUGUUAUUCCCUCCACCCCCUUUCCCCCCUUUACCCCCCUCCCCUCUUUCCCUUACCUUGUUUUUUAAAAAGCCACAAAUGUUUUAUUAGUAAGAGUUUAAGCGUGAAACCCUCAAGUUAUUGAAGAAUCCCCCUCUUUUUAUUCUAUUAUUUAUUUUUUUUAGUUAUGUUUUGUGCUUUUUUUCUUAUUAUUUUAUACAAGUGAGAGUAUCUGUUAGACUUUUGAAUGAUAAAGUAAACCGUAAGCCAAGUGACCGACCGCUCUGUACAUAGUUAUAGAAGCAGAAGCCAUACUCCUGGGCAUCCCUCCAUGGUCGUCCACGAGACUUCGAGCUUCCCAUUUAGCAUCCUCCUUCACCGUGUGCGCAGGAGGAGCAAGAAAUUGCUGUGCUGGUCGGCAAAGGAACUGUUUUUAAGAUUGUUUUUGUAGUAAAUAUAUUUGUUUUAAGAAUUCUUUUUGGUGUAUUAACGAUGUGUUCAGUUGAUUUGCAGUGGUGUACUGUAGAAGGGUGUUAUUAACUUUAUGGUGUACAUUCAUAAUGAAUGUGUAAAGAAUAUUGCUCUUGCAUUCUUGCUCUUGGCUUUGCGCAGUGGGUCUUUUUUUUAUGGUGUUUGGUGAUAAGGCUAAUGGAAAUCAUGGUGUUGAGCCUAAAAUUGUUGAACUGUGCAUACUCUUACAGCCUGGAGAGGAACAAGUUUGCUUCUAUUUUAUUUAUUUUAUUUUAUUUUUUUUUUAUUCUUGCCACUUUUUGGGGCUUCUGUCACUUUUUUCAGGGUUCUAACUGUUUUCUCAUGUACCAUAUAAGGAUACAGUGCUAUAGGAUGGAUGGUUUUAGAGCAACAUCACAACUGCCAGUGAGGCAACCCUCAGCUUGUGGGACUGACACUGUCAUGGCCAGUGUUGGUGCCAUUGCUUUUGAUAUUUAGCUAGAUGAAGUGAUCAAUCAGGCAGAGCUGGCUGGCUGCACAAAGUCCCAUAAGCAAUUGGUUGUGCAUUGGACUUUUUUUUUUCUUUUUUUUUUUUUCUUUUUUUGUAUAAUUUUCUGUCCUUGGGGGUGGAAUGUGCCAGCCCCCAGAGCACAAGGGGAGCUGCAGGUCCUCCAACGACCUUGUCUUUUUACAAUUUAUUUAUUUUAUCAUCUUUCUUAAACUUGUUAGUGUGUUUGAUUGUUUUUAUACAUAUAUCUCGAUCUCUGCUCCCAUGCUUCUAGAUUUUCCCAGUUCCAUAUAUGCACAGAAAUGUUUUUCAUGUGAAUUGUAAGUGAAGUGAAUAUAAUAAUAAUAAAUCUUUUAAAAGAUAAUAAAACCCAGAGGGCUAGUUUUGUAGAAAAAUGUUGACACAAAAUGACAAAAAAAAAACAAACAAAAAAAACUACGAAAUACAGGAUAGAAAGAACAGGAGCGGUGCGAGGCAACUCCACGUAGGUCCAAUUUUCUCCCAAGGCAGUUUCAGUGCCUCGGGAAGUUUUAUAUUUAUCGUUAAGAUUUUAAAAGAGCAGAUGUACCACUCUAUCAGGUGACCAAGAAGGACUAAAGCAAAUUGGUGAAUAACACUAACUUUUGUUAAAGUGGCUGUUAAUAAUAAAGAUGGUCUUCUUAAUUUUGGAUUUUUUAACAUUCAUUAAAUUUGCUUCACAAAUUUUUUGUAGUGAGCAAGUAUCAUGUAUGGAUGGAUUUUUUUUUUUUUCCUUUCUAGCUUGGGUUUAUGCAUAUUGGUACAGUUGUAUUGGUUUAUUGGCAAGAAUAACAUAAUUUUAUUGUACGUCUUUUUACAUCAGUUGUUGUGGGUUUCAAGUCAGUUUUGUACAGCUAGAAUCUAAAUUUGGUAUCUAAAAUUGUUAAUAUUUUAUUCUUAAAUUUUUUAGAAGAGAAAAUGUAGGAAAAAAUGAUGCAUAGUAAUCUCUACCAAUAAGAAAUGCUUACUGAAUGCUGAGAGAUUUGUUCUGGACCUCAAAUGUGAUGUUAAAUUAAUGAUAUAUAUGUAUAUAUGUAUAUGUAUGCAUAUAGUAAUGUUAGUAAGCUUGUAAGAUAAUCUUAUACAGAUCAUGACAUAUCCCCCCCCCCCCUCAUAAAUAUUUAAUCAGCUUUUCUCUCAUUCAUUAGGAAAUAAUUGCUAUUCUUUUUCUCUCAAAGCUUUCAGUUAAAAAAAAAGUGCAUCAUUUGUUUGCUAGUUGAUUACUUUAACAUUUUUAAUUAGUUGCUCAAGAUUAUAAAUCAUAUAAUAAGCAAAGAUUUUUAAGGGAAAUCAGUCUGGGGAGGAGGUGGCCUUGUUUGGAAUGCUAGUACAAAAAGAGACUAGACUAAGUACUGAAGAGCGUCUUUAGUCUUCUAGAUUCGCAUCCAGUUCUGAUAGUCUUUGUACAUUGUUUAGCAAGUAUUUCUAAAAGUUUAUUUUAUGGGAAUUCUAGAGAGAUUUGUUAAAAUUGUUUUUGGCAGAAGUGUAAAUUCUUUUGUAGUUGGAUUAUCAUUAUUAUUUUAUAUAGAUUUUUUUUUUUCUUUUUUUUUGUAUUGUGCUUGGGUGUUUAUAUACCAUCAUUCUGUUUUGAAUAUUGAAUUGACUUUAUAUCACCGUUAAAAGAAUUUAUAUACAUUUAUAUACACCAAGUAAAAAUACAUCUGUUCUGUAUUUA